CAGUUUCAAUCACAAAACACGCACAAAAGUAGUCAUUGGGUGGUCAGUUAACAAAUAUACAAAUAUAUAAUAACUUUCCAAUUUUCAUUUACUCUUCUUCUCCCCUCAAAAACCCCUUUUAGCCUCUUCAAUUUUCAACACCACCAAAGAAAAAGCUACAUACAUACAUACAUACCUAGAAAAUGGCUGAUGAAGGCACAGCUACUUGCAUUGAUAUCCUCUUGGCCAUUAUUUUGCCUCCUCUUGGUGUUUUCCUCAAGUUUGGUUGCCAGAUCGAGUUUUGGAUUUGUUUGUUGCUGACCCUUUUCGGCUAUCUCCCUGGGAUUAUUUAUGCUGUCUAUGCCAUCACCAAGUGAACUUCAAUCUUUGUGGAGGUGUGACCUGUGAACGGCAAUAUGUCUUUUGUUUUUCUGAUUUGGGGUUCGUUAAUAGCCGUUGAUGGACAGUUGAUUCUUCAUUCUGUGUGUCAAAGUGUUUAAGAUUUUCUUUUCUUUUUCUUUUUCUUUUCCCUCUUUUUUGUUUUUUAAUCUGAUGUAAAGGUGGAAUACUGGUUAUGUGAUUAAGACUUUGACGAAUGGUGGGUACCAUUCGUCAUAUUAGUGUUUCUUAGAACCUAUUCUUAUUUUAAUGUGAUUUGUGUUCUUUUUCAACCAAUUUGUCUAUGGAGAAAUGAUUUUUGAGU
Molecule: messenger RNA, 682 nt
Organism: Quercus lobata
Lineage: Eukaryota; Viridiplantae; Streptophyta; Magnoliopsida; Fagales; Fagaceae
Product: hydrophobic protein RCI2B-like
Exons: 3
Coding region: 183-356 (57 amino acids)
Cellular component (GO): membrane
Source: RefSeq, a predicted model, not a curated record